Messenger RNA from Hibiscus syriacus, 2670 nucleotides. Its product is annotated as calmodulin-binding transcription activator 4-like. Gene Ontology annotation, molecular function: double-stranded DNA binding; protein binding; transcription coregulator activity. Lineage: Eukaryota; Viridiplantae; Streptophyta; Magnoliopsida; Malvales; Malvaceae. Gene Ontology annotation, biological process: regulation of transcription by RNA polymerase II. Bases 88 to 2670 code for a protein of 860 amino acids. The record is from RefSeq and is a predicted model, not a curated record. The transcript has 10 exons. Gene Ontology annotation, cellular component: nucleus.
GUUUAAAAUGGACUAUGUUUUGUUAAAUGUCGAAUCCAUUUUGAUUGUUCUAAUAUCGAUAGAGCUCUGAGAAUUGCUAUAUAUUAUAUGCAUGAUCAGGUUGGUAAUGCCGAAACUCUGAAUUGUUACUAUGCUCAUGGCGAGCAGAACCCGACUUUUCAGAGACGUAGCUAUUGGAUGCUGGACCCAGCAUAUGAGCAUAUUGUUCUUGUUCAUUAUAGAGAGACAAAUGAGGCGAAAUCCACUCCGGCAUCCAUCGUGCAGUCACCAGUAUCCUCCUCACUCUUAAGUACAAGUCCGAACUCUUAUACUUCUCAAAAUCCUGGAUCCAACACUCUAGCCCAUGAUCUAGACAAAACAUAUCAGAACUUGUCUAGUCCAGGUUCUGUUGAAGUUAGCUCUGAUAUAGUUACUAGAGAAGCUUUAAAGAGACUUGAGGAGCAGUUAAGUUUGACUGAGGACAGCUUCGAAGAGGUUAGUCCUUUCUGCAGCCUUGGUGGGAAUAGAGAUGAGUCAAAAUUUCUGGAAUAUGGAAGGGAGAUUGCCAAGCCGGACCGACAAGCAGAUCUAUUGUAUGAGCCUGGUGUUGUUGCUCGAGGUAACAUUGGUGAACAUUGUCAAGCAUAUGGCAAAGACAAUUCAGAUGGAAGUCAGGAAUCUCUAUAUUGGAACUGUGUAUUAGACUCAUACACGAAUCAAUCAGGUGUUUACUCCCAGGGAAAGCUUUUAUCUUCUUCAAGGAAAGAACAAGCCGAGCAUCUGGAACAGUCUGGUUGGCUGAAUUUCAAUGCAUCUAACUUCAACGACUCUUCUGUAUUUCAACAUAAAGAAGUUAAAAAUGUUGAAAUCCCUUCGGGUCCUGCUGCAAUACAAGAUCUUGGAACCGUUUCCGAUUUUGAUAAGAUAUUCAACCAAGACAAAAUUGGAAUUCCUCUUGUAACAAGUCCGAGCUCGACUGUUCCACAGAAGCAGAAGUUCACAAUUCAAGAAAUUUCUCCGGAGUGGGGUUAUACCAGUGAGGUUACGAAGGUUAUCAUUGUUGGAUCUUUUCUCUGUGAUCCAUCUGAAUCCACCUGGGCAUGUAUGUUUGGUGAGACUGAAGUUCCUCUUGAGAUCAUUCAGGACGGUGUUAUCUGUUGGAAAGCUCCUCCGCACCUUCCCGGAAAGGUCUCACUCUGCAUCACUAGCGGCAACAGAGAAUCCUGCAGUGAAAUCAGAGAGUUCGAGUAUAGAGUCAAUACUAGUAGAUGCUCUCGGUGUAAUUUACCAAACACAGAAGCUUCUAGAAGUCCAGAAGAGCUAUUGUUACUGGUCAGAUUCAUACAGGUGCUUCUAUCGGAUUCCUCUUUGCAGAAAGACAGCAUCGAGUCAGGAAUACAUCUUCCAAGAAAGUUGAAAGCUGAUGAUGAUUCAUGGAAUAAUGCCAUAGAGGCUCUUCUAAUUGGGAGUGGGACUUCCUCUGGUACCGUUGAUUGGCUUCUGCAAGAGCUUUUAAAGGACAAGUUGCAGCAAUGGUUAGGCUCUAGAUCCAAUGAAACACUUGAUCAGUCAGGCUGCACCAUGUCAAAGCAGGAGCAAGGAAUAAUACACAUGGUUGCUGGAUUGGGCUUUGAGUGGGCCUUAAAUCCAAUUUUAAACAGUGGAAUCAGUAUAAAUUUCCGAGACAUCAAUGGGUGGACUGCGCUCCAUUGGGCUGCUCGAUUUGGAAGAGAAAAAAUGGUUACUGCUCUUAUAGCCUCCGGUGCUUCGUCUGGGGCUGUGACAGAUCCAACCUCACAAGACCUGACUGGCCAAACCGCGGCAUCAAUUGCUGCCUCCAGGGGACAUAAAGGACUUGCAGGUUAUCUUUCAGAGGUAGCUCUGACUAGUCAUCUUUCAUCCCUUACACUUGAAGAAAGUGAGCUUUCCAAAGGAACAGCUACACUUCAGGCUGAAAUGGCUGUGAAUAGCAUCUCAAAGGGGAGCUUUGCCAACAGUGAGGAUCAGCUUUCACUUAAAGAUACCUUGGCUGCUGUCCGAAAUGCAGCUCAGGCCGCUGCACGUAUACAAAAUGCUUUCCGAGCACAUUCUUUCAGGAAACGACAAGAGAAAGAAGUUGCUGCUGCUAGUGUAGAUGACUACGGUAUAUGUUCAGAUGAAAUUGAAGGUCUUCCAAUUAUGUCAAAGCUAGUUUUUCGAAAUUCCCGUGAUUACAAUUCAGCGGCUUUAUCUAUUCAGAAGAAAUUUCGAGGCUGGAAAGGUCGCAAAGAUUUUCUAGCGCUUCGCCGGAAAGUUGUAAAAAUACAGGCUCAUGUGAGAGGUUAUCAAGUCAGGAAGAAUUACGGGGUAAUCUGUUGGGCUGUUGGUGUUCUAGAUAAGGUAGUACUGCGUUGGCGGCGUAAAGGUGUUGGCUUGCGAGGUUUCCACAGUGAACCAGAUCCCAUUGGUGAAAGUGAAGAUGAGGACAUCCUCAAAGUGUUCCGCAAGCAGAAAGUGGAUGGAGCUGUUGACGAGGCCGUUUCACGUGUGCUGUCCAUGGUUGAUUCUCCGGAUGCACGUCAACAAUAUCGCCGGAUGCUUGAAAGAUAUAGUGAAGCUAAGGCUAAACUGUCCAACACAAGUGAACAAGUGGAAUCAACUCCUACAGGUGAUAUUUAUGAUAUGGAAAGUGAUGAUUUCUUCCAGUUCUAG